UCUCCAUCCCCACCGAGGUGAGUUAGUAGAAUUGGGGGUGCACCCUGCUGAGUAAUCAAUUCCCUACUUUUUCAUAUUGCCCUUCCUCCCGCCGGCCCGCCAAGCGACUUUUCCUCGAACCGCCCGUCAGCCUCUUCACUUUCUUCCUACACCAAUCGCCAACACCUACACCGGACCGACCACACAAGGCCACCCCCCUCCUCUCUUCGCAGGCCAUGGAUUCAUGCUAGCGCAGCUAUGGCUGUAGUCCUCAAACUCCUCGAGCCUCUAACCACCCCGACAGCCAGCGCCGACGGGUACACACGACUUCACAUCACCCCUCUAGACGAGUCCCUGCUCUCCAUCGUCGUCCCCUCUUCCAUCCUCCCCCGCGCGCGCAACAUCUCGUAUCACACCCUCGAGACUUUUCCCGAGAAGCGGUUCGGCUUCGUCGAGCUGCCUACCGCCGACGCCGAUAAGAUCAAGAAGAAGCUCAACGGAACGGUGCUGAGGGGAACCAAGAUGCGCAUCGAGAAAGCUCGGCCCGAAUCCAUCCCCGAACCUACGGCCGGAGCCGACCAGGGUGCGGCCGACGCUAGCAAGGCCAAGAAGGAGAAGAAGACGAAGUCCAAGAAGCGGAAGCGCGACAUCGAUGUCACCCCCGGAGUCGAGCUGGAAGGCCGCAAGAUCAAGCGCGGGUGGACGACGUCGGAGCGCGAGAUGAUUGAGGAGAAGCGGAAAAAGGCUAAGAAGGACAAGAAAUCUAAGGAGACCAAGGAGGAGAGGAAGAAGGAGAAGAAGAUGAAGAAGAGGGAGAUCAAAUCAAAGUACACCGACGGGCCCGAGUGCCUCUUCAAGACCAAACUCCCAGGCCCAGGCCCGUCGCCAGCGAAAGACGACGAAGAAGCCACCGAGCACAAGAAGAAAAGGCGAAAGAGCGGGCGCGAGGUGGUCGUGCACGAAUUUGAGAAGACGGUGAAGCAUCCAUCGUUCCUGAAGGCUAAUGCCACGACGGGCAGUUCGGAAGCGGUGACUUUCGAAGACGGCGUAGGCUGGGUUGAUCGGGAUGGAAAGGUGGUUGAGCCGGUAGUAAGGAAGAGACGAGAUGCCCAAGCUUCCCGACAACAAAAUAUGACUGCGGCUUCCGAUGCGACCGCGCCGGAAAAGGAAGGCGAUGGCGAGGCGGAUGAGGAUGACGACGACACAAGCAGUAGUGGUUCUUCGUCUGACGACUCGGAAGACGAUGAUGGUUCCGAUCGACCAGAGCCGACGACUCAACACAACAAAGCCGCCGCGGAAACGGCCGAGGUGAUGGCACCGCCCAAGCUGAAGCUGAAGGUGGAGACAUCUGCUCUGAGCAGCCCCACGUCAGCCUUGAAGCCCGAGUCGGCAAGACCUAAAUCUUCAAGCUCGGUUACGAGCCUCACUAUCAAGAUUCCUCCCGCGACGCCAGCCUCGGCUAAGGUGCACCCUCUCGAGGCGCUCUAUAAGCGGCCUCCGGGCGGCGCGGCCACGCCUGGCCAAGCCGCCGCCGAGCCCUUCAGCUUCUUCGGGGGCGACGACGACGACGACGACGACAUGGAAGACGAGGACGACGUGGUGGCGCCCCUGCACCAGCCGCCCAUGACGCCCUUCACGAAGCAGGACUUCGACUUCAGGAACGUGCGCAGCGCGGCGCCGACGCCGGACACGGCGCACCCGAGCCGGACGUUCAACCUCUGGCCCCGGAACGGCUUGGCCGACGACGACGACGACGACGACGAAGCCGAUGCGGACGGCGAGGAACCGCACGACGGGAAGGAGGAGCAGCGGGGGGACGCCGCCGGCACGGCGAACGGGCCGACCGGCGCAGGCGCCGACGCCAGCCAGGCGCCGCUCAGCGACUUCCAGAAGCAGUUCUGGGAGCGCCGCGGCGACCUGAACCGCGCGUGGCGCCGGCGGCGCAAGGCCGCCGCCAAGGAGAAGCGGUACCGCGAGAACCGGGCCCGGGCGGGGCGGGCUACCUAGCGCCGCAUUGUCCCCUCCCCCCCCCCGCCCUCCUCCCCCGGGCAGCUGCUUCCCGCUGGCCGGGAGAGAUAAGAUACGUCUCGUCGCCAGGUCGGCUCGGGUUAGGUCUGUUGUCCCGGAACUAUUACGAAUCGGUGUCGGGCGAGAACAACUGCGGAUAGGUGUUGGAGUUAAGGACGCAUU
Durotheca rogersii is the source of this 2169-nucleotide messenger RNA. RefSeq lists its product as uncharacterized. Bases 238 to 1986 code for a protein of 582 amino acids. The transcript has a single exon. Gene Ontology annotation, molecular function: nucleic acid binding. NCBI's taxonomy places the organism in Eukaryota, Fungi, Ascomycota, Sordariomycetes, Xylariales, Xylariaceae. The record is from RefSeq and is a predicted model, not a curated record.